AAAAAGCCCUACUUCCAUACUCAAAUGCUACUUCUACACUCAAAUGCCAUAAUUCUGCAAAAUGUUAAAUAUAAUUCUACGAAAAUGUGACUCAUUAAUCCAAAGCAAAUUCAGUAUGAACACAAAUAUCCAAUUGUUGUACAUUAAAUACCAUGUGGGUUUUUAUUUAAAAUGCCCCCAGAUCUUUUGGUAGUAUUUGUAUGGUAAAUACCAAAUAGUUGGCAUUUUGAAAUAAUCAUUUUAUAUGGAAAGGGUUUUUCCCUUCUCUCCUGGAAACGACAAAGGCGUUAGCAUGGUGCAUUUCGAAAUUUAGUGCUUUGGGCAAGCACCAAGGGAUAAUGUGAGCAGUAGAGAGAGAGAGAGAGAGAAAAUCAAAACAUUCAAAGGCAUGCAGCUGGGUAAUUCAAUAACCCUUGUAUGUGGAGGCAUUUCACACAGUCAGACUUUAGCGCUGCACUAGUCAGGCUGCCUGUAUGUAGCUUUCCCCCCUCCCCAUUCAAUUUACAUGCAUAGCUGGCCUAGUAGGUGUAAAAAUAGACAAGCAGUGCCUGAAUUGGAAAUGGUCACUGAAUGCUGUCUGCAGUUGCUGAGGUUUCUCUUUGACACAGGCCAGCCAGUAGAAAGAAAACUCUGGCAAAGGGAGCUCAGGGGCGCAAAGCAUAGGAAUAUCGCAAUAUCCUUCCGGAUUGUCGAAAGUCAUCUGUCUGUUUGGAGCAUUCUGGGCAGUGCAAAGUCAUACUUGCGGGAGUUAUUGGGACAACUGAUAUGGGCAAUGCACCCGUUUGCCAGACUUGUCACACGGACAAGGGUGUGAGAGUACAAGGGAAUAUGCAAGAUGUGGAUAAAAUUCCAGACUACUAUGGAUGCAACAAUGGAGAGAGUAAGGAUCCAGAGGCACUGUCUGACAGCAAUGCAAGCUUUCUCAGAGCUGCCAGGGCUGGCAAUUUGGACAAAGUGGUGGAAUAUCUAAAGGGAGGAAUAGACAUCAAUACAUGUAAUCAGAAUGGACUCAAUGCUCUACACCUGGCUGCCAAGGAAGGCCAUGUCGGGUUGGUUCAGGAAUUGCUGGAAAGGGGAUCUGCAGUGGACUCUGCUACUAAGAAAGGUAAUACUGCACUGCACAUUGCAUCUCUGGCUGGACAAGCUGAAGUUGUCAAAGUUCUAGUUAAGGAAGGAGCCAAUAUUAAUGCACAAUCUCAGAAUGGAUUUACUCCUUUAUACAUGGCAGCUCAAGAGAACCACAUUGAAGUAGUGAAAUAUCUUCUGGAAAAUGGAGCCAACCAGAGCACUGCUACUGAGGAUGGCUUCACUCCACUAGCAGUUGCAUUGCAGCAAGGACAUAAUCAAGCGGUGGCUAUCCUUCUGGAGAAUGACACUAAGGGGAAAGUGCGGUUGCCGGCAUUGCACAUUGCUGCCAGGAAAGAUGACACCAAAUCAGCAGCACUUCUGCUCCAGAAUGACCACAACGCUGAUGUUCAGUCUAAGAUGAUGGUGAAUAGGACAACCGAGAGUGGCUUCACACCUUUGCACAUAGCAGCACACUAUGGAAAUGUUAAUGUAGCAACACUUCUGCUCAACCGAGGAGCUGUUGUGGACUUCACAGCAAGGAAUGGAAUCACCCCACUGCAUGUGGCUUCCAAAAGGGGAAACACUAACAUGGUGAAGCUCUUGUUGGAUCGUGGAGGGCAGAUCGAUGCCAAAACCAGGGAUGGACUGACCCCACUCCACUGUGCUGCACGAAGUGGACACGAUCAGGUUGUAGAGCUUCUCCUUGAACGAGGUGCCCCAUUGCUUGCCAGGACCAAGAAUGGACUCUCUCCACUUCAUAUGGCUGCCCAAGGUGACCACGUUGAGUGUGUCAAACACCUACUCCAGCACAAAGCUCCUGUUGAUGAUGUCACACUGGAUUACCUGACUGCCCUCCAUGUUGCUGCCCACUGUGGCCACUAUCGUGUCACCAAACUUCUGCUGGACAAGAGAGCAAAUCCAAAUGCUCGUGCUUUGAAUGGUUUUACGCCACUGCACAUUGCUUGCAAGAAAAAUCGCAUUAAAGUCAUGGAACUGCUGGUGAAAUACGGGGCUUCUAUCCAAGCUAUAACAGAGUCGGGUCUCACUCCAAUACACGUGGCUGCAUUUAUGGGCCAUUUAAACAUAGUUCUCCUUCUGCUGCAGAAUGGAGCAUCUCCAGAUGUCACUAACAUUCGUGGCGAGACUGCGUUACACAUGGCAGCACGUGCAGGACAGGUUGAAGUGGUGCGUUGCCUCCUGAGGAACGGUGCUCUGGUUGAUGCCAGAGCAAGGGAGGAACAGACUCCACUGCAUAUUGCCUCUCGCUUGGGUAAAACAGAAAUUGUCCAGCUGUUGUUGCAACACAUGGCACACCCAGAUGCUGCAACUACUAAUGGGUAUACACCACUGCACAUCUCUGCCCGAGAAGGUCAAGUUGAUGUAGCAUCAGUUCUUUUGGAGGCGGGUGCAGCACACUCUUUGGCUACCAAGAAGGGAUUCACUCCACUGCAUGUGGCAGCUAAGUAUGGAAGCCUAGAUGUGGCAAAACUCCUGUUGCAGCGUCGUGCAUCUCCUGAUUCAGCUGGAAAGAACGGCCUCACCCCCCUCCAUGUUGCUGCUCAUUAUGACAACCAGAAGGUGGCGCUACUGUUGCUGGAGAAAGGUUCUUCUCCCCAUGCUACUGCCAAGAAUGGAUAUACUCCUCUACACAUUGCUGCGAAGAAGAAUCAGAUGCAGAUAGCCACAACCCUGCUGAAUUAUGGAGCAGAAACCAAUAUUUUGACCAAACAAGGAGUGACUCCACUUCACCUGGCUUCACAGGAAGGUCAUGCUGACAUGGUGAACUUGCUUCUGGAGAAAGGAGCCAAUAUUCAUGUGGCCACAAAGAGUGGACUGACGUCUUUACAUUUAGCAGCUCAAGAAGAUAAAGUGAAUGUAGCAGAUAUGUUGAUAAAGCAUGGGGCAAACAAAGAUGCUCAGACGAAGCUGGGUUACACUCCAUUAAUUGUGGCUUGUCACUAUGGGAACAUCAAGAUGGUCAACUUUCUCCUGAAGCAGGGAGCCAAUGUCAAUGCUAAGACAAAGAAUGGGUAUACUCCCCUUCACCAAGCUGCUCAACAAGGACACACUCACAUCAUCAAUGUUCUUCUACAACAUGGAGCCAAACCAAAUGCAAUCACUGCGAAUGGCAACACUGCCUUAGCGAUUGCUAAGCGUCUGGGAUACAUCUCAGUGGUUGAUACGUUAAAGGUUGUAACUGAAGAAGUGAUUACCACCACAACUACUGUAACUGAGAAACACAAGCUCAAUGUACCUGAGACUAUGACUGAAGUCUUGGAUGUUUCUGAUGAGGAAGGUGAUGACACUAUGACAGGAGAUGGGGGAGAAUACCUUAGAGCAGAAGACCUGAAGGAACUAGGUGAUGAUUCCUUACCCAGCAGCCAAUUCUUAGAUGGGAUGAACUACCUGAGGUACAGCCUGGAAGGAGGCCGAUCUGACAGCCUGCGAUCCUUCAGUUCAGACAGGUCCCAUACGCUGAGCCACGCUUCCUACUUGAGGGAAAGCACCAUGAUUGAUGACACGGUUGUUAUCCCCAGCCACCAGGUAUCAACACUGGCCAAAGAAGGUGAAAGAAAUUCCUAUCGCUUAAGCUGGAGCCCUGACAACUUGGACAAUGUCACUCUUUCUGCUAGCCCUAUUCAUUCUGGCUGCCUGUCUUCAAAAAAGGAUAUUGGAUCAUUGCUAACAAGCUUCCUGGUCAGUUUCAUGGUGGAUGCUCGAGGUGGUGCUAUGCGGGGUUGCAGACACAAUGGGCUUCGAAUCAUUAUCCCACCCAGGAAAUGCACUGCUCCGACUCGAGUUACCUGCCGGUUGGUCAAACGUCACAGACUGGCCACCAUGCCUCCAAUGGUGGAAGGAGAAGGCCUGGCUAGCCGUCUCAUCGAAGUUGGGCCUUCAGGUGCUCAGUUUCUUGGUAAACUUCACCUGCCUACGGCUCCUCCCCCACUUAAUGAGGGAGAAAGUUUGGUCAGCCGAAUCCUUCAGCUGGGGCCUCCAGGGACCAAAUUUCUUGGGCCUGUGAUUGUUGAAAUUCCUCACUUUGCGGCUCUGCGUGGUAAAGAAAGGGAGCUGGUGAUCCUGCGCAGUGAGAAUGGAGAUAACUGGAAGGAACAUUUCUGUGAAUAUACAGAGGAUGAGCUAAAUGAAAUCCUAAACGGAAUGGAUGAAGUGCUUGACACUCCAGAAGAAUUGGAGAAGAAACGCAUUUGCCGUAUCAUCACUCGGGAUUUCCCACAGUACUUUGCAGUGGUAUCUCGGAUCAAACAAGACAGUAACCUCAUUGGACCGGAGGGUGGUGUGCUAAGCAGCACAGUAGUGCCUCAAGUACAGGCAGUCUUUCCAGAGGGAGCCCUAACCAAGCGAAUCCGUGUCGGUCUUCAGGCCCAACCUAUGCACAAUGAGCUUGUAAAGAAGAUUUUAGGCAAUAAAGCCACAUUCAGUCCUAUUGUCACAUUGGAACCCAGGAGAAGAAAAUUCCAUAAGCCAAUAACAAUGACUAUUCCUGUCCCCAAAGCUUCCAGUGAUAUGAUGAUUAAUGGAUAUGGGGGUGAUACGCCCACCCUAAGACUCCUAUGCAGCAUAACAGGUGGAACAACACCUGCUCAGUGGGAAGACAUUACAGGAACAACGCCAUUAACAUUUGUCAAUGAAUGUGUUUCCUUCACCACAAAUGUAUCUGCCAGGUUCUGGUUGAUAGACUGCCGACAGAUUCAGGAAUCUGUUACAUUUGCUUCCCAAGUAUAUAGAGAGAUUAUCUGUGUGCCCUACAUGGCCAAAUUUGUAGUGUUUGCCAAAUCUCAUGAUCCCAUAGAAGCCCGACUAAGAUGUUUCUGCAUGACAGAUGAUAAGGUGGAUAAAACACUAGAACAGCAAGAAAACUUUUCUGAAGUCGCUCGUAGCAGGGAUGUAGAGGUACUAGAAGGAAAACCCAUCUAUGUGGACUGCUUUGGGAAUCUAGUACCACUAACAAAGAGUGGCCAACAUCACAUAUUCAGUUUUUAUGCCUUCAAAGAAAAUAGACUUCCACUGUUUGUGAAGGUUCGAGACACAACUCAAGAACCUUGUGGACGCCUGUCAUUUAUGAAGGAACCUAAAUCUUCAAGAGGCCUAGUACAUCAGGCUAUCUGCAAUCUCAAUAUCACAUUACCAAUUUACACAAAGGAAUCAGAAUCAGAUCAAGAACAGGAAGAAGAGACUGACAUGACAUCAGAAAAACAUGAUGAUGAAACAGAAUCUACAGAAACAUCUAUCCUGAAAAGUCACCUUGUCAAUGAAGUUCCUGUCCUAGCCAGCCCAGACUUGCUAUCUGAAGUCUCUGAGAUGAAACAAGAUUUGAUAAAAAUGACUGCCAUCUUGACAACAGACUCUUCUGAAAAGUCAGGCUCCAUUAAAGUGAAAGAUCUUGUGAAAGCUGCUGAUGAAGAGCCUGGAGAACCAUUUGAAAUUGUGGAAAGAGUUAAAGAGGAUUUGGAAAAAGUAAAUGAAAUUCUGAGAAGUGGAAGCUGCCCCAAAGAAGAGCGAGUUCUUCGGAGGUCCAGUUCUGGAAAACAUUUGGUAGAAGAAGAAGAAUGGGUUAUUGUAAGUGAUGAAGAAAUUGAAGAGGCCAAACAAAAUGUUCCUUUGGAAGUCACUGAGCCUGUCUGUGUAGAAAGUAGAAUAACCAAAGGAAAAACAGAAAAAGAAACAAAAGACAUAACAGGAAUGAUAGACUACCUCAGCGAGGAUCUAAAGGUUUAUGUGUCUUUGAACGAAGUGCAGCCACAGCCAUUUCAAGAAGACUUUGUACAAGAGAGAUUUGAAGCUGUUGUUGUAAGCAGAGGUUCUGAAACAGGUGAUGGAGAAGAGAAGCAAGGCCUACGCAAACCUACCUUGGAAAUUAAAAAACCAGUUAGGAAGAAAUUAAAAGAUAAACAAAAGCCAAAAGAUGAAGAAACCAAAGGAAAGGAAGAAUGCUCUGGAAUAACGAAGUUCAGCUCAGAGGAAUCUUUAGAUGAAGAAGCGGGGUUAGCCCCUGCAGAACCUACCAAGGCAACUGCUGUGUCUCCUGUGAUAGAAGAGACUCCUAUUGGCUCGAUCAAAGAUAAAGUGAAAGCCCUUCAGAAACGAGUGGAAGAUGAGCAAAAAGGUCGUUCAAAAUUGCCUGUCCGGGUCCCAGGAAAAGAAGGGACAACUGAGAAGCCUGUUACAAAGCCAUCACAAGUUAAAAAAAUUAUUUACAAAACAAAAGCCCCAGCUUCUCCCCCUGCCACAAAGGCUCCAGCUUCUCCCUCUGCCUCAAAGAUGGCGGCAUCUCCCUCAAAACUGUCGUCUCCCUCUGGUAAGAAGCCAGCUGUUUCUCCCACAGCUAAGAAACAAGCUGUUUCUCCCACAACUAAGAAGCCACCUGCUUCUCCCACAACUAAGAAGCCACCUCCUUCUCCCACAACCAAGAAGCCACCUGUUUCUCCCACAACUAAGAAGCCACCUGUUUCUCCCACAGCCAAGAAGCCACCUGUUUCACCAUCUUCCAAAACAGAAAGACUGGAAGAGACUAUGUCUGUUCGUGAACUGAUGAAAGCCUUCCAAUCAGGUCAAGACCCAUCAAAGAAUAAGGCUGGACUUUUUGAGCAUAAAUCUAUGAAGCAGAAGCAGCAGGCUUCUGAGAAAGAGGUGACUAAAAAAGGAGCUGCUCAGGCAGAGAGUGAAAAGAAGCAGGCAUUGACACAGAGAGACACACACAAAAAAGACAGCCCUAAAACCAAAAAGGGCCAGGAGACUCAGGCAGAGGUAGGUUUGCAAUUGAAAAAAGAGGCACAUAGUACUCCUAGUAGAACUCUGAAGAAAGAGUUAGCCACACAGCAGACAAAACAGCAGAGUAACAAAGCCACAGGGAAAAAAUCUCCAGUCGCUUCUGAUGAAAGUUCCAAGGAAGUAGUCCUGACAUUUGAUGACCAAGGGGAUACUGACCUCCAGAUCAGUCCAGACAGAAAAACAUCGACAGAUUUUUCUGAUGUCAUAAAAGAAGAGCUUGAGGAUAAUGAUAAAUAUCAACAGUUCCGGCACAUUUCCAUUACCGAGGAAGGUGAGCUUCACUUAGAUCAAGUUCUGACCAGUCCAUUCAAUGUUACAUUUCCAUCAGAAUGUGUGAAAGAUGGGUUUUUGCCCGCUCUCUCCUUGCAAAGUGGUGCUUUGGAUGGCAGCUCAGAAAGCCUUAAACAUGAAGGCAUAGCAGAUUCUCCAAUUGGUAGCCUGCUUGAUGGAACCCCUCAGAUCAGCUCUGAGGAAAGUUAUAAGCAUGAGGGCUUGGCAGAAACUCCAGAAACAAGCCCCGAGAGCCUCUCGUUCUCACCAAAGAAAACAGAAACUGCGGAAGAGAUGGAGGAAACAGAACUAGCCAGUGCAGUGCAGAGAACAGCAGAGACGCAUUCGCCAAAGGGACUUUCUCCAACAAUAACAACAACUGAAAGGACUGUUGCUGACAAAGACCUAAAAGUGAUCACAGAGACCUCAGAGUCCCAAUCCCACCAUAUGUCAGAAGAACUACGAGUUUCAACCUCCAAAGAAGGAACUGAAAUAUGUACAGAUUCUAGCUCAACUUUGAUGAAUAAAGAUGCUGUUAGGGAUGAGUUACCUAUAGCUGUUGAUCAAGGACAUUUGAUUAAGUUACCUGAAAUACACGGUUCUUCUUUAGAGAAAGAUGAGAACAUAUCCUUUGAGCACCACGCCAUUAGCAGAGGACUGGAGCUUUCACUUCCUAGUCAUGACAGUGAAGGCCUUAGCCCAGUUGCAGAUGAAUCCAUAGCUAUAAGCCAUAAAGAUUCACUGGAAGCAAGCCCAGUGCUAGAAGACAAUUCCUCACAUAAAACACCCGAUUCCCUUGAGCCUAGUCCCACCAAAGAAUCCCCAUGCCGCGAUUCUCUGGAAAGCAGCCCAGUAGAACAGAAAACAGAGACUGGCAUCCUUCCAGGACCUGGUCCCAUUCAAGCUGCCCUUACCAAAGCGGAAAACUUCCCAGAGCUGGCCCCUGUGCGAUCUAGGCUUUUACGUGACCCCGAUGGGAGUGCUGAAGAUGACAGUUUAGAACAAACAUCUCUCAUGGAGAGCUCUGGGAAAAGCCCUCUUUCACCCGAGACUCCUAGCUCUGAGGAAAUUAGUUAUGAAAUCACUCCAAAAGUGACAGAUUCACAGGUGCUGUCAAAUAUACAGAAGUCCGCUGCAAUUCCUGAAGUCAGUGAAGAGGCAGAGGAUGAUUCGGAAGGUGAGCCAAAGAAAAGGUUCACACCAGAAGAAGAGAUGUUUAAAAUGGUGACCAAAAUAAAAAUGUUUGAUGAGCUGGAACAAGAAGCAAAACAGAAAAGGGACUACAAAAAGGAUUCGAAACAAGAUGAUGUUGCUUCAGCUUCUGAUUUGGAAGCUGCUUCUGAACUUGAAACUGCACCCUCAGCAACUGUAGAAGACAAUGAAAUACCUACUGUGGUGACUUCUGUAGUUGAAUCUAGAAAGACGUCUUCCUCUUCAGAGAGUGAGCCAGAAUUAACAAAGCUGAAAAAAGAAGCUGACUCUGGGCUGUUAAUGGAGCCUGUAAUUAGAGUGCAGCCUCCUUCACCCCAUCUUUGCAAUAUGGAUUCCAGUUCCAGUCCUGAAGAAACAGAGUUUCAGCCUAUUGAGUCCAAGCAACACGCAUUCAGCACUGAAGAAGAUAAUACAGAAUCAGAUAAACCUACAGAGGAAACCAAAAUGUCUGGUGAUACGUCGCUAGCCUCUGAUGCUAGCAUCAUAGCACAGGCUAGCGAAUCCAAGUGCUACAGCACAGAUGAGAGUGACACAGUUAGUCCUAACGGCCCUAUGAUGCAGCCAGAGGAGUCUUUCUACCAUUCUGUUGGUGAUGAUGCCCCCAAAGUAACUGAGUUAUAUGAAACCUCAGGGGCAUUGGACCACCAGGAUGAUUCUGAAAAAGAUGCUGCAGCAUCUGAUGGGGUACCACAGAAAGACAUAGUUACUAUGGGAACUACAGAGGGCUCCUGUGUACCUGGUAUGACUCAUUGUUGUAUAUCCCAAACUGAAUUGGCUAUGGCUGUUUCACCUGUUCACUUCCCUUUGGGAAGUGAUUUGGCUGAAAAUGACAAAGGUUUUGAGAUGGCACAAAGGGAUUUUUGUAGUGCAGAGCACUCCACAGAAUAUUCAUCUCUAACCACCCACAAGGGUGAAUGUGAAGGUUAUGUUGAAGAUGUUGAUGAAAGUAGUGCUCUGCCUAUAACAAGCCCUUAUGAAAAUGUCCCUUCACAGCAUUUUUUUACUAGCACUGAAAUUAGUACAGGAACUGAUUUAGGGACAAUAGGCCAGUCAUCUGGGGAGGAUCACUCUGUUGAAGAAGUAACAACAGCAACAAGCUCCCUUUGUAGACCAGCAUCAGUAGGUUCUGAGGUUCACACCUCGGAAGAGAUCUACAUGGAGAUAGAAUCCAAGCAUGUAGAUAUCUUUCAGGAAAAAUCAACUCCAAUGCCUUCAGCACCAGUUCCCACAUCAUUAGAUGAAGCUGCUCUACAAGAUAUCAGGGAGGAAGCUGAGAAAAUAAUCAGCCAAGUGAUCAUAACCAGGACAGAUGUGGAUUCUGAUAAAUGGAGUCAAAUACGUGAAGAUGAUGACGCUUUUGAAGCUCGGGUGAAAGAGGAAGAACAAAGGAUAUUCGGCUUAAUGGUAGACAGGAGAUCACAAGGCACCACACCUGAUACAACACCAGCCAGGACUCCCACAGAAGAAGGGACACCUACCAGUGAACAAAACCCUUUUCUUUUCCAGGAAGGAAAACUGUUUGAAAUGACGAGGAGUGGUGCCAUAGACAUGACCAAGAGGGAUUAUUCUGAUGAAAACUUACACUUUUUCCAAAUGGGACAGCAGUCUCAGGAAGAGGUGUCGUUAUCUGAAGAAAUGAGAGAAGCUGAAAGCCUAGAAUGCUCGCAGGAGGAGCAACCCUUGGUUCCCUUUGUAUCUUCUGAAUUGGGUGAAGCAGAGAUGCCUUUAAAAGAUGCGCUCAUAGCUGUAUCUGAGGAUGACACCAGUGGCUUAUACAGCACAAAAGGGGAUAUUAAAUCUAGAAUUCCUAUUAAAAUGGGCAUUUCAGCCUCUUCAAAAUCACCAAAAAAAGAAACUGCUGCUUCUGAUGUUGACCCCUUCUCUAGGGUUGACACCGGUGACAUGUUUGAUACCUCCCAGGUGCCUUGCCCUCUCUCUCCCGAGGAGACUGUGAUUCAUGUACAGUUAAAUUUUUCAACAGUCACUAGGUCUGUAUAUGGUGAGCAGGAAGAUGAUUCCCCAGACUCCUCACCAGAGGAGCAAAAAUCUGUGAUAGAAAUCCCUACUGCUGACAUGGAGAGUGUGCCUUCUUCUGAGAGCAAAUCCAAAAUUCCCAUUAGGACAGCUCCCAUUCCAUCCCACUCAUUACCGCAAUCAGAACCUGAGAGCCUUCCUUCUGAUGGCUUUGUAGACAACCUAGAAGAAUCACAGGAUGAUCCAUCCAAACCAAAGUCUAAAAUCCCAGUCAAAGCAAUGUUCCAAAGAGUUGAGCAAGAGUGUAUGUACACUGAGACACCUGUUUGGAAGUCAGAGUCAUCUAAAGCCCUUGACAUGACAUGCAAACUACCUGUAAAGCAAGACAUUAGGAGCAAAUCUGAAUCUGAUGCAAGUGCCUCCAUGGAUUCAAAGGCUAAGCAUCUAGUCAAAGCUAGAAGCUAUGCUGAGGCAGAAGCAGAGACCAGAGAGAGGGUGGGUGAGAUGAAGCUUGAGCUAGAAUCAGAUGAGCUGACGACUGCACGGCCAAAGAUAUUUUCUUCGCGAUUGCCCGUUAAGAGCAGAAGCACCUCAGCUUCCCGCAAUGAUGUUAGUCCCACAAAAGAAAGUAAGGAACAUUUUUUUGACCUUUACAAAAACUCCAUAGAAUUCUUUGAAGAGAUUAGCGAUGAAGCUUCCAAGUUAGUGGAUAGACUCACACAGUCAGAGAGAGAACAAGAAUUAGUUUCAGAUGAUGAAAGUAGUAGUGCCCUAGAAGUUUCGGUUAUUGAAAAUGUGCCAUCCAUUGAGACCCAGCAGUCAGUUGCCGAGGACAUCUUUGACACCAGGCCCAUUUGGGAUGAGUCUAUUGAGACUCUGAUUGAACGUAUUCCUGAUGAAAAUGUCCCUGAUCAUGUUGAAGAUCAACAGGAUGAUCAAGAAAGGAUAGAGGAAAGACUAGCACAUAUCGCUGAUCAUCUUGGAUUCAGCUGGACAGAACUAGCAAGAGAACUGGAUUUCACAGAAGAACAAAUUCAUCAGAUCCGAAUUGAGAAUCCUAACUCACUACAGGACCAGAGUCAUGCACUGCUGAAAUACUGGCUGGAAAGGGAUGGGAAACAUGCUACUGAUUCAAGUCUUACUGAAUGUCUUACAAAAAUCAAUCGCAUGGAUAUUGUUCACCUAAUGGAGAGUAGCGUGGAAAUAUCCCGAGAUCAUGGUCGCACUUAUGCAGAAAUCGAACAAACAAUGGGACUGGAUCACAGUGAAGGGUUUUCUGCACUCCAUGAAGAUCUGUACAGCACAAGAGAUAAGAAGGAGGAAGAGCAUUCCUUUUCUAAAGACAGUGAGCAGUCUGAUCAACCUCCUCUUGUCUCUGAAGAAGACAUUUCUGUCAGCUACUCAUCCUUUCAUGAAGGCACACCCAGGGCUGAGGCAGAUGUAUCUGUUGUAGAACUCCUACGCCAAGCACACAAAGAUCGAGUGGAAGCUGAAUUCUCAGGGAAACCUCAUGCACUUACAGAAGAUUUGUCUGCUGUUACACAGGAAUACUUUGUCACAACUUCUGGAACAGAUCUGACACAAGCAUCGAAGGAUGGAAAAACAGCAAGUAUUGCCAGUGAAAAAUCUGAGGGCUCCACUGCAGGAUCUGAAGAUCAUGAAAGGCCAUACCUUCAUACCCCAACAUCAAGUGAGCGAACUGAUUCACCCCUUGUGCAAGAACCUGAAGAUCAGCACUUCCUCCAAGAAGAUCUGCAUCCAAGGAAAAAUAGCCUGGUGAUUGUAGAAUCAACUGAUGAUCAUCCAGGCAAGGUAGAAAGAUAUGAAGAAGAAUUGUUGGAAAAAGAGCUAGCAGAGGAAUUAGGUGAGCUGGAGGCCAGCUCAGAUGAGGAAGAGAUGGUAACUACCCGGGUCGUGCGCCGCCGGGUGAUUAUUCAGGCUGAUGAUAUGCCUGAAAUGCCACCAGAGGCUGUAACAGAGGAGCAGUACACCGAUGAACAUGGUCAUAUUGUGGUGAAGAAGGUCACUAGGAAAAUCAUCAGACGAUUCGUUUUACCAGACGGCACAGAAAAAGAAGAAGUUGUGAUGCAGGGAGAGCCACAGGAGCCUGUUACCCUGGAAGAGGGAGACGGAUAUUCCAAAGUCAUAAAGCGGGUUGUGCUGAAAAGUGACAGUGAACAAUCAGAGGUGACUUUUUCUGAGCCAAGUGUUUUAUCUAGUGCCUCAGAAUUUCAGUCUGAACCCGUGGAAGGCCGCAAGGUCAGCAAAGUUGUGAAGACUACAGUAGUUCAUGGAGAGCGAAUGGAGAAACACCACGGAGACACUAGCUUAGCAACUGAUCUUCCAUCAGCCAAAGAUGACUUUGAAGAGGCCCUGAGUUAUGCAGGUAACAAAAUGAAAAUUGAAGUCCCCCCAUUAGUAGAGAAAGAGGUCAUGAAAGAGGAUGGCUCAGUUAUUAAAAGGACAACAAUGAGUAAAGCCAGUACACAGAAGAGGACUGUGGUUAAGGACCAGUAUGGAAAACGUAUUCACGUGGAACUGCUGGAGGACACACCAGAAGCACUACCCCAGGAUGACCUUCAGCAUGACCUUCAGCAACUACUAAGACAUUUCUGCAAAGAUGAGUGGAAGAAAGAGGCCAAAUGAGAUGCUGCUAAAUCUCACCCACAGACCAACACACAUAUCCAUUCAAUAUCCAGCUUUCAUUUCUUCUUUUGCCAUAGAUGUUAUAACUUAAUCACCAGGGGAUACUGAUAUUUCUACUUUGGGCAUAUAGAGUAGCUUUUUCUUUUCUUUUUUAAAAUAUCUGUAAGCUAAUUUGUGACCAAAGAUAGCAUCCUUCAUUUGGGAUGGUUUGUCUACUAAAAGUCGUCGACUUUGUGCUGUACUGGAAACUUGUCAUAUUUGCCAUCUUUGUUGUUCCUUUACUUCUGCACCAGAUCCAUAAACACACAGUUUCUUCCACAGGCCUCUUCAAGUGACAAUGUACAUGCAUUUUUUAAAAAGUGGGAUAUUAACAGUAACCUGUAAAUAGCUAAAGUACUUGGACUCACAAGACUGAAAGACAGAAAGAAACACUGCCUAUCAUGACUACUUUUAGCAUCAAGGACUAAAAAGGUCUGUUGAAACUGCUGAAGAGCAAUUCACAUAAUAUUGCUAACACAAUCCACUGAGUGUAGGACAUGGAUCUACUGGGAAGGAAGCAUGCCAGGCAUCCUGUGUUCAUUGGACUUCCAGCUUAAUGAUCUACCUGACUUAAAGUUUUUUAAGAGUCAGGCUGAAACCUCAAACUCCAGCUGUUUCCAUUAAAAGACAGCUGACUGCAGCCAUCACAGCUUUUCAGUCUCCUGGGAAGCCAGCUAAAGAUUCCCUGAAGAAAAAAUAAAUACCCAGUUAGACAUAACUUGCUAGCAGCUAUAUCUGUGGCAUAUUUGCAUACUGUAUUCAAAUCUUUUAGACUGGGACAUGAGGCAGGGUGCAUUAAACAGCUCUAACUACUGUACUUUCCUGUUUUUAUCACUGCUUUAGCAAGCCACGCUGUCUUAUUGGUGGUUCUUUCUGCUGGCCACUGCACUGUAGAUAACUUGAUAGGGGGGAAAGAAACCCUGAUCCACUCUUCAAGAAAGGUUAAACUAAAUGUAUCACGUUCUAUCAAGACUCUCUCUUAACUUGGUACAUGCAUGUGGCAUUGGAAAAUAAAGAAAAACAACCCUCUAGUAACCAUGUCAACAGCUUCUCAUCUCUCUUAGCACUGAGCGAGCAGAUUUUAACCUUCCAUUUGAGAUUUUUCUUCAAAGUUUUGCUUAUGAGGGGAUAUGAAUCCAUUAGACAUUUGAUUUUGUUGCUAUUUUAUUUAUAUUUUCUAACCUAUGUUCAAGAAUCAUGAUGUAAAUGUCAGCACUUUGAUUUUCCAAGAAGGGCAUAUGUAACUCUGGAAUUGUUCUGUGGUCUGUACCUAAUUCUAAUAGUGGUCUGGAGCUCUGUAGCAUUUUAACAUAUAUAUGUAAUUAUAUAUAUUAUAUAUAUACAUAUAAAAUGAUAUACAUUUUGAAUCAGUUAUUUGAUAAAGACAAAAUAUAUUCAACAAUGAUGAGUCAAGUCCUCCAGGGUUGAUAUUUUUCAAAACCAAGCCAGCCUUUCCUUCUUGUAAAAAAUAAAUAAAAAAUGACUCACUCAGUGCUCAGAAUGCUGAAAAUAAAUGUUUCAAAUGGCACCUCCUCAUUAAAGCAACCAUGCCAAGAGAAAGGAAACAUUUUAGGAGGUCUUGGUUUCCUGCUAAAAAAAAAGCUAGCCAAAGUGCCAUGCAAAAAUAUUUUUGGUUGGCAUGCAGGACACAAGCACUUGUUGUGACUGCCAAAAUGGAAGGAGACCCAUUGCAGGACACACAAUAGCUCAUUUCUCAUUGUCAAGAACAUCGCUUGGUUGACCUUCAAGACUGGGGCUCUACAAGAAAUGCAUUUCUGUUGUGUUAUUUGCGGUGCAGAUGAUGUUCUGUGUAACAGCAUAAUGGCUAUUCUCCUUUUUCGGUUUUGAUUUUUUGCUGUGUUAUCAGAGAACUUGAAUACUGUGAGAAGGUGAUUUUAAGUUGAUGAAUCAGCAUCUUGUUCCCAUGGUGAUAACA
Messenger RNA from Elgaria multicarinata webbii, 14935 nucleotides. It is a transcript of the gene ANK2, whose product is annotated as ankyrin 2. The transcript is spliced from 50 exons. Gene Ontology annotation, molecular function: protein binding. Gene Ontology annotation, biological process: signal transduction. The record is from RefSeq and is a predicted model, not a curated record. Bases 766 to 12960 code for a protein of 4064 amino acids. Lineage: Eukaryota; Metazoa; Chordata; Lepidosauria; Squamata; Anguidae.